CCUAUAAAACCCUUCUUCUCAGACCAACUGAGCACAGGACUUAAAUGAAAACAUCUGAAGCAUCAGGAAGCUCUCAGUCACAAACAGAAAAAACUGCAAAGCAACAGAAACUGCAAGUGCAACGUAACAGAAAAAUGCUUCGAAUUUUAAUUUGGAUCAGUAUCUUGGUAAUCAAUUCAGAUGCUGCUAAGAAAAUGAUUAUCAUUCCGCCACCAAGUACUGAGAUCGACACGGAUACGACAAUCUACUGCAGAGUUUCGGGAGGAGAAGCAGAAUUCCAAUGGUUCAAACCUAAUGGUGAAGAAAUUUCUGACAAUGAUGAUGAUCUUCGGGUAGAAACGGUGGAUGAAGAAACUUCUAAGCUGAUCAUUGCAAAAAUACAAUUGAAACACAAUGGAGUGUACAAGUGCAAAAGCAUCUUUGAAGAUAACCAGGAGAAAGUCUCCUCUAUAUCAAUCAGUGUUACCAAGAAGAUCUCUAUAUCAAACACAGACACCUAUAAGGAAUUUCUAGAAGGAUCAAAUGCUGUACUUUCUUGCAAUGCGACUGGGAUUCCUGCUCCUGAUAUCAUCUGGCUGCAUGACAGACUUGAUGUGACCAAAAAAAAUGAUGGUGC
Polypterus senegalus (gray bichir) is the source of this 616-nucleotide messenger RNA. Its product is annotated as neural cell adhesion molecule 1-like. Gene Ontology annotation, biological process: homophilic cell-cell adhesion. Gene Ontology annotation, cellular component: plasma membrane. The annotation marks the transcript as partial. Lineage: Eukaryota; Metazoa; Chordata; Cladistia; Polypteriformes; Polypteridae. The record is from RefSeq and is a predicted model, not a curated record. The transcript has 4 exons.